This is a messenger RNA of Alosa sapidissima (American shad), 1544 nucleotides long. It is a transcript of the gene peds1b, whose product is annotated as plasmanylethanolamine desaturase 1. NCBI's taxonomy places the organism in Eukaryota, Metazoa, Chordata, Actinopteri, Clupeiformes, Clupeidae. The coding region runs from base 72 to 1181 and encodes 369 amino acids. Gene Ontology annotation, biological process: protein K63-linked ubiquitination; DNA damage tolerance. Gene Ontology annotation, molecular function: oxidoreductase activity. The transcript is spliced from 8 exons. Gene Ontology annotation, cellular component: nucleus. The record is from RefSeq and is a predicted model, not a curated record.
GCGUGGCUUUACCCGCGAGGUGCAUCUGUUGGGUUGCCGAUCUGAGUAAGGGGCUGAACCGGGAGAGGAACAUGGCGAGCCCCGCAGACAAGUUACAAACCCCCAAAGAGAAUGAAGCGGGACAGACCGUGCCAAGAUGGGGUCCACAACACGCAGGUGCACGGGAACUCGCGAAUUUAUACUCGCCAGGUAAGCGGUGCCAGGAAUGGGUCAGUGUAGUCCUGUGUUUUUCCCUCAUGGCCUUCAACCUCGUCCAUCUCCUCACCAACUUCCACUUCAGCCACUUCUGGUCCAUCCUCCUGGGAAUCGUGGCAGGCAUUCUUACUGCAGACUUUGCCUCUGGAUUUGUACACUGGGGAGCAGAUACCUGGGGCUCCGUGGAUCUGCCUAUUUUUGGAAAGGCCUUCAUCCGUCCGUUCAGGGAGCACCACAUCGACCCCACUGCCAUCACUCGCCACGACUUCAUUGAGACCAAUGGGGACAACUGCAUGCUGACCAUCAUACCCUUGGCUAACAUGGCCUACAGCUUCCUCACACUCUCUCCUGCGGAGCAGUACCGUAACUACCCCUGGCACUGCUACGUGUUUGCGUUGGCCAUCUUUGUGACACUGACCAAUCAGAUCCAUAAGUGGUCGCACACGUACUUCGGGCUGCCGCUGUGGGUGCAGAAGCUGCAGGACUGGCACGUGAUCCUGCCCCGCAAACACCACCGAGUACACCAUGUCUCGCCCCACGAGACCUACUUCUGCAUCACCACAGGCGUGAAAGUUCCUCGUAACUUCCGGCUUCUGGAAGAGCUGGAGGAGGGUCAGAAAGGCGUUGGAGAUGGAACGGUCAGCUGGGGCCUGGAGGAUGACGAGGACAUGACCCUCACCAGGUGGAGAGGCAUGAUUAUAGGACCCCCACGGACUAUCUAUGAGAAUCGCAUGUACAGUUUAAGGGUGGAGUGCGGCCCGCGCUACCCCGAGACACCCCCCUUCGUUCGUUUCGUCACCAAGAUCAACCUGAACGGCGUGCACAACUCAAACGGUGUGGUGGACACGCGUGCAGUGUCGGCGUUGGCCAAGUGGCAGAACUCGUACAGCAUCCGAGUGGUGCUGCAGGAGCUGCGGAGACUCAUGAUGUGCAAAGAGAACAUGAAGCUACCGCAGCCGCCCGAGGGACAGAUCUACACCAACUAAACACACACACACACACUUAGACACACACACACACACACACACACACUUAGACACACACACACAUAGAUACACACACACACAUACAUACACACACAUACUUAUACACACACUUAUGCACACACACACAAUUAUAUACACAGACAUACACACAUACUCCCACACAUACACACACUCUCUUGUCCCUAUCAAUCACAUCUGUCUGUCAAUCUCUCUGUCUGUCUGGCACUUUCUCUCUACCUCUCAGUUUUCCUCUCUCUGCCUCUCUUUCUCCUUCCUCUCUCUGCCUCUUGUUUUUUUCUCUCUCUGCCUACCUCUAUCUCUGAUGCUCUUCCUACAUCAACUGCUACCCGCCCCCCCCAUCCC